Oncorhynchus nerka (sockeye salmon) is the source of this 4216-nucleotide messenger RNA. RefSeq names its product espin like a (gene espnla). Lineage: Eukaryota; Metazoa; Chordata; Actinopteri; Salmoniformes; Salmonidae. The record is from RefSeq and is a predicted model, not a curated record. Bases 368 to 3937 code for a protein of 1189 amino acids. The transcript is spliced from 16 exons. Gene Ontology annotation, molecular function: actin filament binding. Gene Ontology annotation, biological process: actin filament bundle assembly. Gene Ontology annotation, cellular component: cytoplasm.
UGUGUAACAGCCACCUGUCAGAGCCAGAAAGACACCCGACGACGGAGACAGAGAGAGACUACCGUAGGCCAGGCCACAGGGUCCAGCUCCAGCCUACCUUUGCACCACAGCCACCCAGCAGAGCCAGAAAGACACCCGACGACGGAGACAGAGAGAGACUACCGUAGGCCAGGCCACAGGGUCCAGGUCCAUCUUAUUUGUGUAACAGCCACCUGUCAGAGCCAGAAAGACACCCGACGACGGAGACAGACAGAGAGACUACCGUAGGCCAGGCAACAGGGUCCAGGUCCAUCUUAUUUGUGUAACAGCCACCUGUCAGAGCCAGAAUAGGACUACCGUGGGCCAGCCAUCAGCCAGGUGUGUAUGUAUGAUGGUGCUGCACCGGGUGAUCCAGGCAGCCCGUGCCGGCGAUCUCUCAGCCCUGAGGAAGCUGUCCUCCUCUGGGUGCCUCACGGUCUCAGCCUCCAUCACAGACGCCCAGGGGGCAGGCCCGGUGCACCACGCCGCUCGCUGCGGCCGCCUGGAAUGCGUGCGCUACCUGGUGGUGGAGGUGGGGCUGGCGGCCGACGCCCGGGCCCUGAACAGAGCCACGCCCGCCCACGACGCUGCUGCUACAGGCCACGCCCGGGAACUGCAGUGGCUAGUGGACCAAGGGGGCUGCAAUGUAGAGGACCAGGAUGCAGCCGGGGCGACAGCACUCCAUCUCGCAGCUCGGUUCGGACGGGUGGAGGUCGUCCAUUGGCUGCUGUUGGUUGGUAGCGUCGCCGAGGAGACGACGGACUGUGGGGCCGUCCCCGCCCAUUACGCUGCUGCCAAGGGAGACCUCACCUGUCUGAAACUACUGGUCCACCAUGCACCUGGGUGUGUGAACCGUCAGACUGGCAUCGGUGCCACCCCUCUGUACCUGGCAUGUCAGGAGGGUCACCUGCACGUAGUGGAGUACCUGGUGAAGGACUGCGGGUCAGACGUCCACCUCAGGGCCCAUGAUGGCAUGACCGGCCUGCACGCUGCUGCACACAUGGGGCACCAUGCCCUGGUCAUCUGGCUGGCCACCUUCACAGACCUUAGCCUGCAGUGCCAGGACAGGGAGGGAGCGACUGCUCUUCACUUUGCGGCCAGUGGAGGGCACCAUCGCAUCCUGGAGAGGCUGCUCCGCAUGGGGGCAAAGGUCAUCAGAGACGACUGGGGGGGAACCCCUCUUCAUGAUGCUGCUGAGAAUGGAGAGCUGGAGUGCUGCAGGAUCCUGUUAGCCAAUCAGGUGAGCCCAUCGGAGCAGGACAUAGAUGGGUUCACAGCAGCAGACCUUGCGGAGUACAACGGACACUACGACUGUGCCGGCUACCUCCGAGCCGUGGAGACAUGCCCCUUCUCAGCAGACCAGCCAAUAGAAGAACUAGGUCCGGUAGAGGAGGAUGUGAGGGGGAGACAGGCUGUGGCGUGGCAGCCCAGUAAAGAGGACUACUACCGUCGCCUUAGCGACCCCGGCCGGGACUACUUCCACAAUAACAACAAAACAAAUAUGGAGAGCUUAAAGCAACCAGAGACAGAGGAGUACCCUCAGGCUCAAUACCCUGCUCCUCUGCCUGAACCCACCUCAUCCUCCUCUCAACCACAACCAUCUGCCAUCUCCAGUGUACAACAUGUUAUAGUGGCAUCAACAGUUGUGAAAACUUUAACUCAAAGCAGCGAGGAGGUGAACACUGUCCAUCUGACCAAGGUUUCAGACAAAAACCUCCUGGCUAGUACAAUCAACGGCGUCAAAGGGCUCCUGACAGAAAUGAAACCAUCAGAGCUAGUAUCAACACGAGCAAAUAAGAUAGUAGUGGAAGAGAUGACUGUUGAUCUCACCAAAGUUCAGCUGGGUGGAAAGAAGCUCCUUUGUGAAUUGAAAUCCUCACCAACUGCAGUAAGUAAGAUGGUGUCGUUUUCCACAGAAGAGGUCAAACCUUCUGAACAGUCUUCUGUUGAUCCGACCCAAAAUGUCCUUGGGAUCGGUGGAAAAAAACUCCUCUGUGAAAUCAAGUCUCCAGAAGCUUCAACAAAUGCUAGUAAAAUGGUGGUGAGACAUACAUUUUCGGCAGACGGAAUCAGUCAGAACAAACCUUCUGAAGAAGGUAAGAUACUGGUAAAGGCUGAGGUAAAAACUGUUGAUCUGGCGAAGGCUUCUGACAAGAAUCUCCUGGCUGGCAAAAACCUGCUCGGUGACAAAAAGUUCCUCGACAACAUGAAAUCCAUCACAUCUCUGAAACAGACAGAAAUAUCCACAGUAGCUGUAGCACAAGCAAACAGGAUGGUAGUUCUGCCCACGGAAGAGGCCAACCUAUCAGAUAUUGACUAUCUGGUUCCCACCCAUGACGAGCGGGGUCGGCCAAUCGCUGAGUGGAAGAGACAGGUCAUGGUGCGUCAGCUACAGGCCAGGCUAUUGGACGAGGAGGACCAGAGGAGGAAGGAGAAUGGGAACUGCACUUCCAAAGCGGUGAACUGGAGGUACUCACAGGCCCACAAUGCUAUCCUGGGCCCGUUUGGAGAGCUGCUGACCGAGGACGACCUGAUUUACCUGGAGAAGCAGAUCCAGAGCGUGUCCAACCAGAAAAACUGUGAAGGCUAUGAGACAGAGCUAGCUCGCCUGGCUGAGGAGCUCAGGACCAUCCUGCCAGCUCCCAUCGUCAACAUCACAGCCAGCACUCAGUUCAGAAACCCAAACCAGGAGUCUCAGGUCCCUCUGCCCGUGUGGUGCAACCGCAUCUCAGGCAUCGUAAAGAGCAUGUCACUGCUGAUGGCCAACCUGGCAGACGGCCCGUACUCUAAGAUGCCCAACACAGAGCUAUCCACUGUGUUCUCCCAGAGCCCAGACAGACCCACCUCUACCCGAGGGCGCAGGGAGAAGAUAGAGUCCGAGAUCCAACAGUUUGGGGUGUCUGUCCGGAAUCUGAAGUCCAACUUUGAAGGUCACGAACAAGAAACAGAAGAAGAGGUCCACACGAUGUCAGCCACACAGGAGGAAGGCCUGGGGUCAGAGGUCAGAGGAACACAGGAACAGCCCAAAGAGAUGAACCCAGCCCCCGAAGCUGACCGGAACAGUGACUCAGGCAUAGCCUGCGAUGACGACAUGACCGACGUUAGGGAAACCACCAGUCUACGGAAGGAACGUAUCGUGGUGCUGUUCCUGGGCCACUGGAAGAAGUCCGCCUACACGGUGACCCUGAAGACCAGAGAGGCCGAGAGGAGAGCCAGUGUGGAGGAGGUUGGUGGUAAACCUGGUGGGACAGAUGGCAGGGGACCACAGAAGGGAUCUCAGAUGCCUCUGGGACAUUUCUUCAAACAGAGGAGUGUCAUCAACAAGAUGAUUGGUGAUUGGAGGAGCAUGAUCUCCAGCGUUCCGUCUCGUCAGAUCCGCCGUCUCCACCGGCAGCAGGCACCAUACUCCCCUGAACAGUUCCUCCCCAAGGUGGACGGGGCGAUGGUGGACUAUGACAGUCUGACCCUUGACCUCUUUAUGCUGGGGUACUUCCACAUCCUGGAACUCGAACUCCCCGCGGACGAGAGGAAGAUGAGACACCUGCUGUGCUUUGAGGUGUUUGACCACGUUGGUCGUUUCACCUGGGAGAGCAUCCGGGAGUUCCACAAGGCCGUCAUGAUGGACAUCGAGGCCGGGAACCGUGAGUGGAAGGACGGCUUCGAGGACAUUAAGGCCAAGUUCUUUGGGAACGUGUCAACGACUCAGUGUGAACUGCCAGAGGUAGAGAAACAACAGUUUCCACCAGAGGUCAGGCCUGUGCCCAUAGUCAUCCUCCAAACCCCGACACCAGAUGAAGGGGCUCUGAUUAAACAAGGAACAGACAUAUCCAGUUUCAGCAAUGAUGAGAUUUGCAAAUACAUAGACAGGAGUUUCACUUUCUGGAAAGACAAGGAGGCAGAGAUUUUUGAUUUUGAGUAGUAGUUGUUUUCACUUUACCUUAUUUUUAAAAAUAUUUUUUUAAUUGGUAGUCUUCCGAAGUCAAGUUAUAGUUAUGUAGUCUGCUAAUAUCAAGUUAUAGUAAGGGAUGGGUGUACUGUAAGUGCAUUUUAUUUUGAGUGUGAAUACCUUUGUGUUCUUUGUGAAUAGUUGUAACAGCUCUUAUUAUUUAAAGAGAAAAGUAAGCCUACAGUAAACUUUCCAACCUUAGAAACAGGUCAUCAGAUGUAUAGUACUAUAACAAUAAAGAAGCAUAAAGGA